Molecule: messenger RNA, 2972 nt
Organism: Paramuricea clavata
Lineage: Eukaryota; Metazoa; Cnidaria; Anthozoa; Malacalcyonacea; Plexauridae
Source: the annotation of a GenBank genome assembly
CUAUGUAUUUGUAGUCAACCCGUCAUUAAACAGUCAUCACGAUGGUGAAUCUGGUAUGGGUCGUGGUUUUGGUCGUGGUUUUCGUGGACGUGGUGGAAUAAGACCUGGUAUGGGUCGGGCUGAGUUUGCACCUCCUGAUAUGGCAAUGGCUGCACCUUGGAUGGGUGAGUAUACUACUCAACUAUUGUAUCUACAGCUGAACCUCUAGUAAGCGUAGUAACCUAUGCUUUAAAUAACCGAUGGUGUACCAGCGCGCUGUCCCCUUGACCAGUUAAAUCGUCUGGUGUUAAGUGUAAUAAUGAGUAAAAUAACCAAGUAGGCGCAAUGUGGCCUGAAUGCGUUAGCUAACAGGGGUCGAAAUUUACAUUUGUUUCUCAUACAUAUGCAACCUGAACAAUUAUAGAUUUUGAACUUCAAUAUUCCGUCUGAACAUCCACUAUUCCUGUAUCUAUCUGAGAUCCUGUUCACAGGCUAGUAUUACUGACGUUUGUGACGUAAGCUACAAAAUAUCAACAGUCUACAGUCCGAAAUGAAGAAAAAAUCAACAAAGUUUUAACGGCAAAAUUAUCUGCAAUAAUGUUCUGGUACAAUAAAUUGAUACCAACCACAUUUUUUUACCCUUUCAUGGAAUACCAAAGUUCAAUGGAAUACCGUAAACUUCGACCCGUGACUAAGUUAGCUAUGAUUUGCUGGAUAGCAAAGCUAAGAUAGAACUAUGUUUUACUGGAUAGUUUUGUUGGUUCUUUCUAUAUAACCUUUCUUCAUACAGAUCCAGUAAGCCAAUCCCUUAUUGAGCCAGUAUUAACAGGACUAUCAGGUCUGUUCUCUCCAGAGCUCCAACUAACAACGGUCAUGUCUUAUUGUCCAGUGUUUCUACAUGAGGAAACUUAAAGUAUACUACCCGUUUUAAACUGUUCCUACGUACUAUACUAGGUCCAGUGGCACUACAGGAAGAAACUGAAAUACCGUAGAAAACCAGCCGGGCUAUUUUGUAAUAAAUUUGGAGGUUUAUUGCAAGCUCCAUGCAGUGAGCAAGAACUUCAGUCAUUCGGUCUGUGGGAAAAGUGAUGCCAAGAUGGCGGCCAUUGACGUGCAAUACCUGCGAAGGUCGUAAACACCUUUUAUACCAUUUUCCCACCUAAUUCCUUUUCUAACGGCCUGUAUUACUAACCCAGUUAUCAGUUCAUAAAACCAUCGUGUUCUUCUCUAAAUCGAUGUCAAAAUACAAAAUUUCGGCACACUCCUUCUCAAGAUGGCUUCUCGAGUCGAGUUCUCACUCCAGGGGUGAUUAAAAAAGUGAUUAAAGUUAACUAUAGUUAGUGGAAACGUCAUCCAAUAAGAAGCGCGUAUUUGAGAGUUAAUCACUAUUUAACUACAAAAUAGUGAUUAAAAAAGUGAUUAAGAGUUUUAUACAACCGGCCCCAGAUAUAUAUGGAGCUCGCUGGUGUAGUGCAAGCUCCUUAUUACAGACUGCUUUUAACUUGGUUUAUUCUGGCUUUCUACUGUAACACAUUCUAUUCUUCCAGGUCCAGGACCUCCAAUGUUACGUGCACCUCCACCUGGUAUGCCUGGAAUGUUACCACCACCUGGUGAUAAACUACCACCUGGUAUGGCAGUACCUGGUGUUAUGGUACGUAUGAAUCUGAAUACUAAAGCCCGUACCCAGGGAUGGAUUCAGCCCGAUCGGGUGCGGGGGGGGGGGGGUGGGGGGGCUCGUCUCAUUGAGCUCCGCACAUUAUUCUAAACAAAGUGAAAUGUUUUAAGGUAAUUCCGAAGUUUUGCAUUGCGCACUUUUACUGCGCACAUCUUAUAACUUAUAAUUUCAUCCAUUAUACGUACCGUUUAAAACAAAAUAUCAUUUUAUGACAAUUUUAUGUUACUUCAAAACAUCUUUGGUUACAUUCGUGCAAAGAAUUACGUUAAAAUCAAUGUUUUCAAAAAAGGCAUACAAAAGUGUAGCUAGGGUUCCCUGUGUCUGUAGUAUAUUUAUUUACUUGUAUUUCACGUUUUAAUGCCACAAUUCCCUAGAAAGAUCGGUGACCCCCGUUUUUUAACUGAUAAUUUAUUUCUUUAAUGCAUUUUACAUUUCAUAUCCGAAAUUAAAAGAAAAAUAAUUUCUGGAUCUUGAAAAAAAACCUUUAUCAAUGCAUGUUCUCAAAGAAAGAUAUGUAAAGAAAUGUGGAAAAGACAUUUGUGGAUCAGAAUUGUACACGUUAGUAGUUUCAUUUUGCUCAAAACACAAUAUUUUUUCAAAAAUAAUUACAAGAUAGGUUUACUAAAGCAAAAUCCGCGCUAAAAACGUCAAUAAAUAUCGGGCUGUUGUGAUUUUGCUGUUACUCGUAAUGAGCGUCAAGAUGGCGCCAUAUUGGGGUAAAGGUGGUAUAUUGUGAUUGUCAUAUCUUCUUAACGAGUUCGGUGACCCCGACUUUUUUGUGUGAUUUUACUUUAAGUAUAUCAUAAACUCCAUGCCUUGGAAGUUUCAGCACAUUCCCAUUUCGGGAACAAUUACUGCGGAAUUACCUUAACUGCAAUAAAGAAGACCCCCUCACUCAUGUCACAAUAUGGACAAUAUGUUAUCAUAAGGCACUUUAGUGUCCAACAUAAAAUUCAUUUAUCAGAUUGUGUUUGCGUUUUAUUAUUUUAUAUAUAGCACAUAUAUAGUUCUUUGCUUGGUAACCAAGCCUUAAAGUGAUCCCAAAAAAAUUUCUGCAGACGGCUAAGCACGCACGCUGAAAUUUAAUCAUGCUAAUUCAAACUGUUAGGAAAAGCUUUACCAUUUACAACUAGUUAUAUUAGUCAAGCCCAUCAGGUUUUUGGUUUACUGUCUUUGCAUUAGUCAAUUAUGUCUCAAUGUAUUGUUUCUAUUUGACAGGGUGGUCCUCCUCCAAUGGGUAUGAUGAUGCCUUUUCCUGGUGAUCCAGGUAACAACAAUUUGAUAUUAUAUUGUAAAAUAUAGACACACAGGGCGCUUU